Messenger RNA from Chanos chanos (milkfish), 6755 nucleotides. It is a transcript of the gene pcm1, whose product is annotated as pericentriolar material 1. Gene Ontology annotation, cellular component: centriolar satellite; ciliary basal body; centrosome. The record is from RefSeq and is a predicted model, not a curated record. Gene Ontology annotation, biological process: protein localization to centrosome; microtubule anchoring at centrosome; non-motile cilium assembly. NCBI's taxonomy places the organism in Eukaryota, Metazoa, Chordata, Actinopteri, Gonorynchiformes, Chanidae. The transcript is spliced from 39 exons.
AUGGCGACGGGAGGAGCUGCGUUUGAUGACUGUGCAGACGAACAGGAGCUGCAUAACUGGACCGUUACCAAUGGAAGUCUGGAGGACAGACUUAACAACAUGGACUGGGGCGUUCAGCAGAAGAAGCCUAACCGCUCCUCUGAGAAGAACAGGAAGAAGUUUUCCGCCGUGUCAGAAAGCCGGCUGACCAAUGACAUCUCUCCUGAGUCGACGCCCGGGGCAGGGAGGAGAAGGGCACGCACCCCUCACUCUUUCCCCCAUGCCAAAUACACCACCCAGAUGUCUGUGCCCGACCAGGCCGAACUGGAGCGCCUGAGACAGAGGAUCAACUUCACCGACCUAGAUGAGAGGAGCAUUGGCAGUGAUUCUCAGGGAAGAGUCACGGCUGCCAAUAACCAGAGGCAGAUGGCCGAGAACAAGAAGCCCUUCAACUUCCUACCUUUACACGUCAACACUAACAAAAGCAAGGAGCCUGUUGGUUCUGCGUCAUCUGCACCGACGGCCAAGGAGACCAAGAAACAGAGCCCAGGGAAAGAGCUCUUCUCCCCUGUGCCUGCCUCUAACAAAGACCCCUCACGACCAGACAGGCCCUCCGCAGCAGAGGACGGAGUGGGAGAGGCCAGGAUCGACAGUAGCCAGGUGGUGAGUAAACUGGUGCAGAUCCGUGAGUACAUCAGUAAGGCCAGCUCCAUGAGAGACGAGCUGGUAGAGAAGAAUGACGUGCCUGCCAACGUGGAGCGUCUCUCUCACCUCAUCGCACACCUGAAGGAGCAGGAGAAGUCUUACCUGAGGUUCCUGCAGAACAUUCUGGCGAGGGAGAAUGAUGAAGAGGAGGAGGACGGUGGCACCGUCGACUCGGCAGUCGGCUCGGGUUCGGUGGCCGAGAGCCUGUCUCUGAACAUGGAGCCGCGCUCCGAGAUCUCCGAUGCCACCGUGAGUAACCCCGCCCCGUGAGGCCCUGCCCCCCCCAGCCAGAACCCCAAGGAGGAGUUGGAGAACUUGAGGAAGCAGCAUGAGCUUUUGAAGAAGAUGCUGGAGCAGCAGGAGCAGCUCAGAGCACUGCAGGGCCGACAGGCUGCUCUACUGGCCAUGCAACACAGCGCUGAGCAGGCUCUUACAGCCAUGGACGACACGGUUGUGACUGAAACCACCGGUAGUGUGUCUGGAAUCAGUAUCACCUCAGAGCUGAAUGAUGAACUGAACGACCUGAUUCAGCGCUUCCACAACCAGCUGCAUGAUUCUCAGACCAAAGCGGUGCCAGAUAACCGGCGUCAGGCUGAGAGUCUGUCUCUGUCCAGAGAGGUGUGCAGAUCCAGGUCCUCCCAGCAGCCCCGGGGGCAGCCGGCCGCCGCCUCGUCCUCCCCCUCCUCCUCCUCCGCUGCCGCCGCCGCCAGUGCCAAACUCACCAAACUGCAGGAGCUGCAGGAUAAAAAACAGACCAUGGACAAGAUCUUACAGGAACUGCACUCGCUCCGAGACCAGACCCUCAACAACCACUCCUACAAACCCAGCCCAGGUCGUGUCGCGUCCCUCUCCUCCCCGCGGGGUUUGGGUGGGGGGCUGUCGUCAGAGCGUCCCUCUGUUUUGGGGAGGGAGGCUAACGGCGCCUCCGCUGCUAGACAGGACCCUUCAUCGUCCUCCUGCUCACAGCUGGAGGACAGCCGAGAUCCAGCGGACAAACUGAGGAAGCUGAAGGAGGUUCACAAGCGUCUGAACGAGCUGAGAGAACUGGUGCAGUACUAUGAGCAGACGUCGGACAUGAUGGUGGACACGGUUAACGAGAAUGUGAAGGAUGAGGAUGAGGAGUCAGAUGACGGCUCUAUGUUUGAGGCCAUGUUUGACUCGGAGCAGGAGAACAGAGUGCCUGUCACCAACAUCAGAAACCCAGCGCAGCCGUCUGGGAGCUGGCUGAUCCCCGGUCGCCCCGCCGCCUCCAACAACAGAGACGGCCGACUCAACACCGAGUGUGAGAUCAACAACCGCUCCGCAGCCAACCUACGCAGCCUCAACAUCCCGUCUGCUAUCGAGUGCCAGUAUAACCGACCCUACAACGAAGUGAAAGAUGACAACGACGAAGAUGGUGAUGAUGAUGAGGCCCUGGAGGAUGAAGAUGGAGCGAGGCGUGGGGGGCGGGACAGCGACGGCUCGGGUUCGAGCCGCAGGAGCAGUCUGGAUGACGAAGCAGAAUUUGCUCAGAAGGUCCAUCGCCUGCACACAGCCAAGCAGAAGCUACGGCAACUGCAGGAGCUGGUUGCCAUGGUGCAGAGUGAUGACACCGAUGCUACAACGGCCAAUGAGGAUGAGGGGGUGCAGCAACAACCCAACAACACGAGAGCCACUGCUCCCAAAGCCCAGAGAGACCUGUGUCUGUCAGACAAGGCGAGGGAGAAACUGUAUGAGGAGAAACUGAAACAGCAGCAGCAGGAGCUGAAACAACUACACGAGGAGCGCCAGCGUUUGAUGGAGAUUCAGGGAAAGAUCCAGGACCUGAAGUGGGCAUGCCCAGACCUGCAGUCGUCUGUGUCCAGCACCGUGAGCGGUCAGGUGUUAAGGAAGACUCCUGCGGCAGCCUCCACUCCAGCCACCAUGUCGGGCCCCUCCACGUCUGCCAAAACCAACGGUGCCACACUCAAACCCACCGCAGAGGUCACCACAGCCUCUGUCCCUGACAACGAGCUGUGGUCUGAAAUGCGGAGGCACCAGGUGCUGCGUGAGGAGCUGAGACAGAGGAGGAAACAUCUAGAAAGUCUGAUGGCCGAGCAACAGAGACGCAGUGUACUGAGUGACACUGCCCCCUACAGGAACGACUCAGUCCAUGCAGCACAGUCCUUCAGCCGCGACGAGAGAACCAUGGCAACGUGGGGCGGGUCCACUCCCUGCCACCUGGACGAGGAUGAGGACGGCUACUCCUCAGAGAUCGGCGGAGAGGAGGAGGAGGAGGAGGAAGACGAGGAGGAAGAUGGAGCUGAGUCCAGCUCCACGGAUGAGCUUCAUGCUUACUCUAACACCAAGCAGCACAACUACAGCAAUAACAAGAACAGAGAGAGUGGGAACGCGGCGUCUGGGUUCCCCGGCAGUGAGAGCGGCAGUCGCCUGUCUCCGCGCGUGAGAGGCCGAUCCCGUCAGCACAGAGGAGGGAGAAGAGUGAGGAGGCAGGAGAACCUGCGCUGGCCGUCUGAGCUCUCCUUCUCAGAGGGCUCCCGACACUGGCAGGAACAGGUCAACCAGCUCCAGAAACAACUGGACUUCAGCACCAGCAUGUGUCAGACACUACUGCAGGACCAGCAGACUCUGUCUUAUAUGUUGCAGAGUGUGUUGACGGGACCGUAUAACGUCAUGCCCAAUAACAUGGCCCCUCCUCAGCUCCACCUCAUCAUGCACCAGCUUAACCAGUGCUAUACGCAACUGGCAUGGCAACAGAGCAACGUCCAGAGGUUGAAACUGGUCCUGAGUGACGUGCUCCGUCAGCAGCACCAGCAGGCGUCAGUGCAUCAGCAGCCCGUCUCAGCCCAGGACUCCGUCUCCCCUUCUGUCUUUAUGCCCUUCACCACACUACAGCCUCCCCCUACUGUAAACCCCCUCAACAUGCCCGGGCUCGCCUCCUUCACGCCCCUCUCCAAUGGUUUUAAUUUCACCCCCCUGUUCCCCUCAGCCGCUGAGUUCCCUCAGAACCCAGGAUCUCAGGCCAGUCCCGAUCCACAGCAGCACGACCCAAACAUCUCUGUCAAAACGGAGUAUAUGAGUUUCCCUCCUCCACUACAGAGGUCACCUCUCAAUCCCAACGACAAACGGCCUCAGACUCAGGGUGAGGAAUUGUCCGACCUGCAGGCUUCUGGCUGGUCCAACCUGUCUCUGAACAAUCGUACGGAGCAGCAGGGUCCUCCUGCUCCCUCAGAGCGCCUCCCCCAGCAGGUCCCGCCGCAGGAGCAUCAGCAGCAGUCCGUCACCUCCUCCCCUGCUCCCCCGCACGCCGGCCGGGCCUACGUGCCGGAUUCGCAGGAGUCUUUGAGCAGCAUCCCGGACCCGGCGGACCCCACCACCGUCACCAAGACCUUCAGGGCCGGACGCAAAGCCUCCGCCCAGGCCAGUCUGGCCUCCAAAGACAAGACGCCCAACGCCAAGAGCAGGCGCAAGAGGAGGAAGGGCCCCAAACAACAGCCCAUGGGUGAGACCGUCUUCAGGGUUAGCGAAUGGUGUUACUUGGAGAGGAGUAAAUGCUAUUUGGUCACUGAACCUGUGUCUCCUGUGUGCUGUUCAGGCCUGGAGUGUAACAGUUUAUCAAGCACGGGGCCGGUGAGUCAGGAGAAGUCCGGAGGCCACGCCCCGCCGCCCAGACACAGAGACCACAACCAGAGUCUGCUGGACAAACUCACACAGGAGAAACUGGACAGCAAGGCCAAGAGCAGCAAGCCCAACGACCUCUCCUCAGCGUAUGCUUGGAGAACACCCUUCCUCUCUAACAGAAUUGCAUGCACUGAAGCUCCAGAUGCCAGCAGUGACUUCUCUCUGUUUGAGGCUCUGAGAGAAACCAUCUACUCUGAGGUGGCCACACUCAUCUCUCAGAACGAGUCCCGCCCUCACUUUCUCAUCGAGCUCUUCCACGAACUACAGCUGCUCAACACCGACUACCUGCGUCAGAGAGCCCUCUACUCACUGCAGGACAUCGUGACGCGGCACCUGACCGAGAAGAGUGGAGCUGAUGACCAGUCUUCUUCCAUGGGCCCGCUGGUCUGGGCCGGCGGCUCCCAGUCCGAGCUCACGCCGAGCGAGAGCCUGGCCACCAGCGACGCGGACACUGAGAGAAACACAGAGCUGAAACGCGGCACAGGGAACAGGAGACAGGUGGACGGAGACUCGAUGGACAAUGAAAGCCUCAUGUCCAUUUCCUCCACCCUGGAGCCUUUUGCCAGCGAUGAUUUAGGUAACACAGUGAUUCAUAUAGAUAAGGCUCUGGCACGGAUGCGGGAGUAUGAGCGUAUGAAGCUUAAGGUAGCUUAUAACGGCGCCUCUGCUGCCACUGACCCCUCUAACACUGACAGCUCUGCUACUGUUUCCCCUGCCACUGCAGCUGCCGCCUCAGGACCUGUGGAAGGGCGAGGACAUGCCUCUGGGGACGUGCGCUGUCCUCAAAUUGACACCCAGCAGUUGGACAGACAGAUUAAAGCUAUAAUGACCGAGGUCAUCCCCUUCCUCAAGGAGAACAUGGAGGAAGUGUGCUCCCCACAGCUGUUAACCACAGUCAGACGCAUGGUUCUCACUCUAACGCAGCAGAACGAUGAAAGCAAAGAGUUUGUGCGUUUCUUCCACAGACAGCUGGGAGGAAUCCUACAGGACUCUCUGAGUAAGUUUGUGGGUCGGACGCUGCAGGAGUGUGGGGAGGAUCUGCUGGUGGAGACGUCAGAGAUCCUCUUCAACGAGCUGGCUUUCUUCAGACUAAUGCAGGACCUAGACAACAACAGCGCCCAUGUCAGACACAGGAACAAGAGGAGAGGAGACCCUGCGUCCACAAAGCUGUCCCUCAGGACUGAGGAGAAAACAUCGGGGGAAAGCGACAAGACGUUCUCUCCGUCUCUGUUUGAUGAAGAUAAAGACAGAGACGAGACGGAGCAGGGAGGGGCCUCAGGCGGAUCUGAGAGAGAGGAACGGCAGACGAACGGCAAAGACGGACAGAACAGCCAGGUCUCUGAGAUGGACGAGGAAGAGGAGGAGGAUGAAGAGGGAAAGGGACUCCCCCUGUCCAUAAGCCUGUCUAAAGCGGAGACACAGGCGCUGACCAACUACGGCAGUGGAGAAGAUGAGAACGAGCUGGAGGAGGAGGAGGAGUUUGAGGCAGGCCCUGUGGAGGUGCAGACCUCCCUCCAGGCCAGCACUGACACUACUGCUGAACACAAACAGUGCGGCGCUGGCUUGAGAGACGGUGGAAGCGAAGAAGUCCAGGCGGCUGAAGAGAAGUCAGAGGACGGUGAAGUGAAGAACACUAAAUCAGAACCCACAGAGGAGGUGGAUUCUCCUGGGGAGGAACGGGAGAGACAGGAGUCGCGUCCAGAAACGCAGGAGCGCUCAGCUGUCAGAGACAGAGACAGGGAGAAGGCCUCCACUGCCUCCACCUCCCAAACCAGCCCCCAGGGUUCAGGCACGGGCAGCCCUGACACCGACUCCCCCGUCAUCAUCAACACCGAGGAGGUAGGGUCUGGAAACACGAGUCAGAGGUCAGAUGAAGAGGACUUUGUCAAAGUGGAGGACUUGCCGCUGCAGCUGUCUGUGCUGUGUGAGGAGGAGCUGAGAAACAGGAUCACUGAGGAGCAGAGGAAUAAUAGCCUGACCUCGGAGAUCCUGAACGGGAACGCAGACGCACUGACAGGACUGGUGGGCAACAGCCAGUUACUCAAAGAGCCUGAAACGGUUGGAGCGCAGAGUGCCUGAAGAAUGGGAGGCGUCGUUGUUUUUGAUUGCUUCCUGUUGAGGAGGCCGUCUCUAUGCUGAUGCUGUAAAAAUAAUCCUCUCUGUACAGAGUUUCACUAUGGCUUCUCUGGUUAAGAUGCCUGCGCACUGACGUUAAAGCCAGGCCUUCUGUUUUAACAUGUCGCUGUGUUCCAGUGACACAUGCCAAGCUUCACACUCACUGUUCAGGUGAUGACAAAACAAACAAACAAACAAACAAAAAGCCUAUUUAUCUGUCUGUGUACCAUGAGUUGGUUUUAUCUGAAGCGUUUUAUACUGGUUUGAGGUUGAAGAAGCUGGAGGUAGAAGGGGCU